Molecule: messenger RNA, 6907 nt
Organism: Biomphalaria glabrata
Lineage: Eukaryota; Metazoa; Mollusca; Gastropoda; Planorbidae
Product: acetyl-coenzyme A synthetase, cytoplasmic-like
Exons: 16
Coding region: 228-2321 (697 amino acids)
Biological process (GO): acetyl-CoA biosynthetic process
Molecular function (GO): acetyl-CoA synthetase activity
Source: RefSeq, a predicted model, not a curated record
UGUGAUUUUUUUUUAUGUGUGUGUCAUCGCUCACAACACUGGUAUAGAUAUAUCUAGACAUAAGUCUAGACCUAAAUCUAGUCGUCUUGAUACCACUCUCGUCUAGAUUGCAGAAGCGACUGGCUGUUGUUCUUUUGACCAGUUUUAGGGUUGUAGAGGAGUUGAUCUAGAUGAUUAGAUCUAUAUUAUAAUAUUCUAUAAUAAUAUAGAGUCUAGAUUCUACUGCCAUGAGUGAUUUAGAUACUUCCACAAGCUACCCUCUUCAUAUUCAUCAUCACGAUCCAAACGCCAAGUAUGAUCCUCCACAACAUUUAAUUGAUAAUGCACAUGUCAAAAGCUUCGACCAGUAUCAACAAUUGUACCAGUUGUCUGUAAAAGAUCCUGAAGCUUUUUGGAGUAAAUUAGCUGAACAAUUUCACUGGGAAAGUAAACCGACAGGUCAGUUUUUGAACUAUAACUUUGAUAUUAGAAAAGGACCCAUAUAUAUAAAAUGGCUUGAAGGUGCAAAGACUAACAUCUCUUACAAUAUGUUGGAUCGUCAUGUUAAAAAUGAACUUGGUAAUAAAGUAGCAUUUUACUGGGAAGGCAAUGACCCAGGUGAUAAUGGCAAAAUUACAUAUAAUGAGCUUCUUGUGCAAGUCAGCAAGUUUGCAAAUGUUUUGAAGAAAUUAGGUGUGAACAAAGGAGAUCGUGUUGCCAUAUACAUGCCUAUGAUUGUAGAAUUGGUUAUAUGCAUGCUAGCUUGUGCUCGCAUCGGAGCUGUUCACUCUAUUGUGUUUGCAGGGUUUUCAGCCGAAUCUCUGAGUGAUCGUAUACUUGAUGCCAAUUGUUGUGCUCUGGUGACAGCUGAUGGUGUGUGGAGAGGUUCCAAGUUAUUGAAUCUCAAAUCUAUUGUUGAUAGAGCUUUAGAAAUAUGUAAAGACAAAGGAAAACCUGUUGACACAUGUGUUGUUGUUCGACAUCUUACUCCUUUUGAGAACUCUAAUGGUGUCUAUACUGAAGACUCCCCAGAUGAAUGUCCAGUAGCUAAACGCCCUUGUACUAAACUUAAAAUCAGCUGGUCCCCUGAACGUGAUUUUUGGUGGAGUGAUCUAAUGCAUGACGCAAGCGAAUACUGUGACCCAGAAUGGAUGGAUGCUGAGGACCCAUUGUUCAUGUUGUAUACAAGUGGCUCCACUGGGAAACCUAAAGGUGUUCUUCACACGGUGGGUGGCUAUAUGUUGUACGCAGUGGCAACCUGCAAGUACGUCUUUGACUUACAACCGGAUGAUAUUUAUUGGUGCACUGCAGAUGUUGGUUGGAUCACUGGGCAUACCUAUGUCUGUUAUGGUCCCCUUGGGAAUGCUGUCACAGGGAUAAUUUUUGAAGGAACACCAUUUUAUCCUGAUGCUGGGCGUUUCUGGGCUGUGAUUGAAAAAUACAAGGUGACCAAAUUCUAUACUGCACCAACUGCCAUUCGUUCACUGAUGAAGUUUGAUGAUAGCUUUGUCACAAAGCAUGACAGAUCUUCAUUAAAAAUUCUUGGUACUGUAGGUGAACCAAUCAACCCUGAGGCUUGGCUUUGGUAUCAUAAAAUUGUUGGGAAUGAGAAUUGUGCAAUAGUGGAUACUUUCUGGCAGACUGAAACUGGAGGGCAUGUUAUUACACCAUUACCAGCUGCAACGAAAACCAAGCCAGGCUCUGCUACUUUUCCAUUUUUUGGCAUUGUGCCUGCUCUACUGACUGAUGAUGGCAAAGAGAUUGUUGGCCCAGGUGAAGGUUACUUGGUGUUCAAACAGCCUUGGCCUGGCAUAAUGAGAACUGUUUUUAACAACCAUGAGAGAUUUGAAAUCACAUACUUCAAAAAAUUUCCAGGCUAUUAUACCACAGGAGAUGGGGCUAAACGAGAUGAGGAAGGCUACUUGUGGAUAACAGGUCGUAUUGAUGACAUGGUGAAUGUAUCAGGCCACCUGCUGAGCACAGCAGAAGUGGAGUCUGCACUGAUAGAACAUGAAGCUGUGUCUGAGGCUGCUUCAGUCUCCCAUCCACAUCACAUCAAGGGAGAGUGUAUCUACUGCUUUGUCACACUUAAAGAGGGUGAAACAUUUAGUGAUGACUUGGUGAAAGAGUUAACAGCUGCAGUGAGACUAAAGAUAGGACCUUUUGCUCAACCUGACUAUAUUCAGAAUGCACCAGCUUUGCCCAAAACAAGAUCUGGAAAAAUCAUGAGACGAAUCCUGCGUAAGAUUGCUGUGAAUGAUAGAGACAUUGGAGACACAAGUACUCUAGCUGAUGAAUCUGUCAUUGACUUGUUGUUUAAAUUGAGACCCAAGGAUGCUUAAGAAAAUUUUCACAUAUGCAUGAAUAAAACUCUAUUAUAUUCUAUCUAGAACUAUAUUCCUGAUGUAUGUACAUUUAUCUUUAUUUUUCAAAAAAAGUUAAUUUAAAAAAAAAGAUGUUUUUUUUUAAUGCAUUUUACUCAAAAAAUGUUUUUUUUUCUUUUCACUAAAUAUAAUUCAAAAGAUUUUUUUUUCUAAAAUAAUUUUGUAAAUAAUACAAGAGAAAGACUAGCAUCAAGUCAGAAAUAUCUCAAAUUUGACUUCAUUGUGCAACAAGGAAAGAUUAUUUUCAAGAAACUAUUUUACACUGAAGAUUCUUUUUUUUUUUGCAAUUGAUACUUAGUUUGUAGUAUUAAAGUGUUGAACUUGAUCAUGCCUGGAAUAUCCAAAUUGUAAUUGUAGUCUGGUCACACUGUUUUAACACAGUUCAAAUCUCCAUUUAGAAAUAUGAAUUGCAAACCUCUAUCCACAGUAAGGCCUACUCUUAUAAUGAGCAUUUUUGUUUUGUUUUUGGUUUCAUUUACUUAAACAUUAGACAUAGACAUGACUUUUGACAUUCCUUCUCAUUUCUACACCACAAGACAUAUUGGUUUCCUCUAAACAGUUUUUAUUUACAUGUAUUUAUUGGCAUACAUAGGUUGGUUUAUUUCAUUUGUUUUUUUUUUUAUUUGCAAUGAAUAAAUUUUUUUUUAUACAAUUUUGUUAAUAUAUUAAUGUUAUACCUAAUGUGCUGCCACGUUGAGAGUUCAAAGAUGCUAUACAUUUUCUGUAUUAUAAUACUAGAAACAUAAACAUACAAAAAUGGUCAUUUAGUUUAUCCUUGUUUAAUUAUAACAAAAUUUAUUUCUUAGAUAUUAAAAAAAGUUUACAUUUAUUUCCAAAACAUAUUGUACUUAAUAUCAAACUCUUGGCUACUGAAGUACAAAUGAAAAAUUAUUUAUUUCUCCACUCCAUCAACAGUAACCGACCCACAAUUUGUGUUUUAAAAAUUUACUAUUCUGAGAUUGAAUAAUUUUGGAUCAAGUACUUUCAUUUAUUUUUCUUUUAUAAAAUAUCUACUGAAACAAGCUUACAAGAGUUAGAAAGUAAAAACUUAAGUUUUCUUCAAAAUUAUGCAUUUUUAUUCUUUAACACAUAAUAAAUAUAAAUAACUUUGUGUGUAGCCAAUUUGUUAAAUGGUUUAGUUAAUUAGCUUAUUCUUGAUCAAUGUUUUUCUCUACUACAUUUAGUCUUCAUAGGCAUUUAUCACCAUUACCAUUUUUAGUAAAUCCCUCCCCCCCCCCCCCCCCCCCCAACUGGGGUACCUAUGCUUCAUAUUGAGAAAUGCUGGUCAAGAUGGACCAUGGUAGUUUAUGGAUCAGUGUUCUAUCAUUAAUUAUUUAAACAUUGGUUUUUAUUUAUUCAGUGUCAUGCAAUAGUUUCUAGGCAAUGUUUUUCUAUGCAUUCGUUUAGCUCUAAUUUAGCUUGUUGUUGUUGAAUGGCUAAAUUUUACAUGGCUAAAAAUGUUUCAUAAAUGUAUAAAACGUUUAUAUUUGUACAUGUAUGGAUUGAUACGAUUAUUAUUUACCUAUUUCCAGGCUAUAUGAUAGUGUUAGGUUAUACUUUUAAGGAGUUCUAGUGUUGGAGUUGCUAUGUAAAGGUUGGGCUAUAGAUUAGACAUAUUCAGUUUGGAUUGAAGGAAUGUGUAACUUGAGUGUGUGGAGACAUCAGUUGGUAUGUCUGAACAAUGCAACUUGUUUCUCAUUUGAUUCUUCAAACAAGAGUUUUGUAUCAUUUUUUUGUUUAGGAAAAUAAGAAACAAAUAUAAAUGUCAUUCUUAAGGACAGCUUAAACCCCCCCUAUGGUUCAAAAUUAUUGAUUUUAUUUUUUAUAACUGAAUAUUAUACAGCAUUCAUUUCUGAACAAUUUGAUGUAUACAGCAUGUCCAAAUUCAAAGUGGAAGUAUUUUAAAUAUUUUUUUAUAUUUUGUAUACUAACUUAAUCUUUAUCACAGAGGUUGUUGUUUUUGCUGUUUUCUCCUAUUAACCAUUUAAAUUUUAUGAAUAUUUUGCCUUGAAAUUUGGCACAAAUAAUGUUGUAUAUACACAUAUGAAAGUGAAGCAGAAUAAUUACAAAAGGUUGAAAACUUUUAGAGUAAUUAAUUUUUUUCUAUGUCUAACCCCUUAUAAAAACUUGAAAUAAUGGGCCACAACCAUGUUUAGAGCUGUAACUUUUUUUCUAUUCAAUGAAUAUAGACAAUUCUUCUUCACAAUCUUCUAGUAUUGAAUAAUCAGCAGCUGAAGUUUUAUUGAACUAGCUUUAGUAGUUUUCAAGAAAUCUUGACAUGAAAAUUAACUAUUUUUCAUCAUUUUAGCUAAAAAAACCCCCCCCCCCCCCCCCCCCCCCCCCAAAUUUUUUUUUCUCAAAAAGUGGAUACGAUAUAAAGAACAAUUAUUUAUUUUUUUCUUAUUUGCAUGCCUACACAUAAUAAAACAUUUUUUAUUAUUAAAACAUGUAAUUUUUAUUUGGGGGUUUAAGCUGUCCUUAAUUGGUAUUGCUGUUUUAAAAAUCUUAUAAAGAUCUUUUCAUUUUAACAUUUUGUAUUUAAGGCAAAACAUUAAAAUUUAAAAAAAAUUAACUUUAAAAUUACCCCAUUUUUGUUUAAAAAAAAAAAGGGUUAAAUAAAAAAUGAAUGAAACCAUAUUGUAAAUCAAAUAUGUCAAAUACUAAACUAAUUAUCAAAAUAUAUCCAGAAAAGAAAACAGCUUCAACAACUGUAAAAUACAAUGUUUGUUUUCUUUAUAUUUCAAUGAUUAUAACCCAGUAUCUGCAGCAGAAUCAAAUUUUGUAUGAAAAUUGUAUUCCAUUCCCCAUAUUUCUAUAUUUUGAAUCAUGGAUAUCUCCAUAGAACAUCUUGCAUUCAGUGCAUCUUUAGUAACAGAAAAGAACCCAUGAAUACACCAUAUGGUAUUCAAGAAAUGAAUCUUAGCAGGCUAACCUGCAGACUAAGUUAUCAAAUACAUAGUUUUGUUCAGGGAAUUAUUUUUAUGAUAUAAACAUUGUAACCAGUAUUAAUAGUUGAGCAUUAUCUUUAUGUCUAUCAACAGUACUCAAGAAUGGUAAACAACAGAAUAAAUGUGGACCUUAAUUUGAAGGCAAAUGCGUGAGAAAGCUUGAUUCUAGUUUGACUCUAAUUUAGUGCAGAUAAAAGGACUGAACCUUGAUCAGUUUUGUAUAAACAACAGUAUUGGAGACUUAUACAUAGCCAGAUAUUACUUGAUGAAAUUAUGUCAACAAUGUCUCUCUUCUAUAUGAAUAAACUGACUUGAUCAACUGGUGCUGUUGGAAUGUAGUUUGCUGAUUGCUAAAUCCAAUUUGAAACAAUGUUCAAUGUGAUUUUUUGUUGUUGUGUUCUAACAUUUGUUCUAGUUGUAGAAAUACUUGAGGUUGGUCUUAUUGACUAUGUCAUGAAUAGAAAGGUAAUGAGCCCAUAAGGCGCCUUCACGUAUAUGCCUUUCAAUUUCCACUUACAAUUUAUCUUAACAAAAGAUCUACAGUAUAUAUCUGUAUCAAUUGUAAGGCAUUGUUCAUCCUUAGAAAAGUGGGCUUUCAUGUGACCUUUUCCUUCCAUUCUAUAUGGUGUUAAGUGUAGGAAAUGAAAGAAAACCAACAUAUUUGCUUACAAUGGCUUACAUUCACACCAUAAGUUUCCCUCUUGUCUUGAAUGUUUUGAGUCAUUGUAAGCUCUAGCUAUUUAUGUGAUGGAAACUUAUUUUCAUCAAAUAGUUUUUGUGUUUACUAAAGACUUUUUUGUGUUACCAUGGAGAAUACAAUGAGUGAUACUAGAAAUACUCUUUACAUAACAGAACAUUUAACAGAGAUGUAGGUUGUUUGUUUGGGACAUAAAAGCAAUUUGUUUUAGAAAGUCUGAUAGAAAAUGGUGUGCAAGAAAUUGUAUACAAAUACUGGCCUAUUACAGACAGAAAGGCCUUCUUGACAAAUGUUACUUUUUAUUUCUAUUAAGGUGGCCAAAAGAAUACUAAAACGUAAUUCCUGUUAUGUGUAAUUUACAACAGCAUUGCUCUUAAAACUAGUAUGACAUGAGUCCUGUACAUUUGAAGUGUUUGUGAAUGUUGCAAUAUGGAUAUUUCACUCAGGUGUAACUGCCCAAUAAAUAACCACAGAAACGCUAUCCUUGAAAACUUUAAUUAUAAAGCUCUCAUUCCCUCACAAAUUGAACAUAGUAAUCAUAUAAAAAUGAAAUGGUCUUUCCAAGCUUGAAGUUUUGAAGGCUGUGUGUGUAACUGUGUAGCAAUAUUUUAUUCACUAUUCAACAGUCCAUAAUAUCUUUAGGAGCUCAAAAUGAUAUUAAGAUAUUUGUAAAAAAAAAAAAAAAAAUACUGAAAGAAAUUUUAUUCUAAAAUUUAUUUUGCAUGUCAUCUUUGAUCUAUUUUCGUUUUGGUGUAAAUAGUUGAUAAAAGAUACAAUGGAUGUGUAUUCCACUUAGGUCUUACAAGACAACUAAUUUCCAUGUUUAGCUAGCAGUUUCAUGUGAUUAUCUAAUCAAUAAAGAUUUAGAAGGAAAAAAUAAAUACCCGUAUCACCAACAA